UCUAGGGCCCAGCCUUCCAGAGGGGUCUUGUCUCCUUCACUCCUUUACUAUUUCUUAAUUUUAUAUCCCAUUUUACUGAAACACAAUGAGCCAAUAUAAGCAAUAUAGUUCUAGUUCUGUCAUCAGCUCAGGCAAGGGCAAGUCUAGCUUCAGUUCAGCCUCUCUGUCCAGAGGUAGUGGAGGAUUCGGAUCAGGUGGUGGUGGAGGAGGUUUAGGAUUUGGAUCAGGUGGUAGUGGAGGAGGCUUUGGUAGCAGAAGCCUUUACAGUGUAGGAGGCAGGAAAACCAUCUCAAUCAGUGGUGGAGCUGCUCAAGGUGGAUUUGGAGGUGGAGCAGCAGGGUUUGGUGCAAGGGCUGGUGGUGGUGCUGGCUUUGGUGGAGGGUCUUUUGGAGGAUCCUUUGGGGGAUCCUUUGGAGGAGCUGGAUAUGGACCUGCCGGAGGUCCUGGUUUUUCCUCUGGUGGUAUUCAAGAAGUUACAAUCAACCAAAGCCUUUUAGCACCAUUGAAUUUGGAGAUUGACCCAAAUAUUCAGAAGGUCCGCCUGGAAGAAAGAGAACAGAUAAAAACUCUGAAUAACAAAUUUGCUUCUUUCAUUGACAAGGUUAGAUUUCUUGAACAACAAAAUAAGGUGCUGGAGACAAAAUGGAGCCUUUUACAAGAACAAGGUGGUCAAAUCAAGGGCUCUCGUAGAAACCAAACUGAGCCCAUUUUUGAUGCGUAUAUUAGUAGCCUCAAGAGACAAUUGGAUUCCUUGCAGAAUGAUAAAUUCAAGCUUGAUGGUGAACUAAGAAGCAUGCAAGAUUUGGUUGAUGAUUUUAAGAACAAAUAUGAAGAUGAAAUUAAUAAGCGUACAUCAGCUGAGAACGAUUUUGUUGUUAUUAAGAAGGAUGUUGAUGCUGCCUAUAUGAACAAGGUAGAGCUGGAAGCCAAAGUAGAUGCCUUGACUGAUGAAAUCAACUUCUUGAGGACCUUUUAUGAAACAGAAUUAGCACAACUGCAGGCUCAAAUCUCAGACACCUCUGUAAUUCUGUCCAUGGACAAUAACCGUGCUUUGGACCUCGACAGCAUCAUAGCUGAGGUGAAGGCUCAGUAUGAAGAGAUUGCCAAGAAGAGCCGAGCUGAAGCUGAAGCCACUUAUCAAGUCAAGGUUUCAGAACUGCAAAGUUCUGCAGGCCAACAAGGUGAUCUUCUGCGCAACACCAAGAAUGAGAUCUCAGAACUGAACCGCAAAACCCAGAGGCUGCGCGCUGAAAUCGAAAAUGUGAAAAAACAGACUGCUAAACUACAAACAGCUGUUGCUGAAGCAGAGGAGCGAGGAGAACUUGCUCUAAAAGAUGCCCAAUCAAAACUUUCUGAGCUUGAGACAGCAUUGCAGAAGGCCAAACAGGAAAUGGCACGCCAGCUGCGUGAAUACCAGGAACUGAUGAGCGUAAAACUGGCUUUGGACAUUGAGAUUGCAACCUACAGGAAACUGCUGGAAGGAGAGGAAAUUAGGUUGGGUGCAGACAACAAUGUGAGCAUUUCUGUGGUCUCUGGGACGAAGAGUUCCUUUGGAGGUGCAGGUGGAGCCGGUGGAGCCGGUGGAGGUUAUAGCAUUGGAGGAGGCGGUGGUUUUGGAAGUGGUGGUUUUGGAAGUGGUGGUUUUGGAAGUGGUGGCUUUGGUAGCGGUGGAGCUGGUGGUGUUUCCUAUAGCGCUGGAGGAGGUUCUUCAUUCAGCUCUUCAAGUUCUGCAGGAUACGGUGGUUUAGGAGGCAGCAGCUCUGUGAAAUACGUAUCAAGCCAGUCAAGUUAUAGGAGUUAAUUAUGAUAAUGCAGGAUAACCAAAUGCCCAAACUGUAGCCACAUUUCAUUGCCUGCUAAUAAAGAUAGUGAGCUUUUGUGUUCCCAGCAAAUGAUUAUGUACGGCUGAUCCUAUCCUUGUGUUUUCUAAAAUAUCUUGGGGCUCAUUUUAAAAUGAUUGUAUAACUAGAGGUAUUUUUUAAAAUGUUUUAAGCUCAAGUAAUUCAAAGGCUUCAAUUUUAUAAAUGUCCUUAACACUGUGAUCACUACUGUAAUGGAAGAAGCAGAAAUCACAAAUAAAUCUCAUUAAUGUUUUUAAAAA
Messenger RNA from Bombina bombina (fire-bellied toad), 2101 nucleotides. Its product is annotated as keratin, type II cytoskeletal 7-like. Gene Ontology annotation, molecular function: structural constituent of skin epidermis. NCBI's taxonomy places the organism in Eukaryota, Metazoa, Chordata, Amphibia, Anura, Bombinatoridae. Gene Ontology annotation, cellular component: keratin filament. Gene Ontology annotation, biological process: keratinization; intermediate filament organization. The coding region runs from base 86 to 1801 and encodes 571 amino acids. The transcript has 9 exons. The record is from RefSeq and is a predicted model, not a curated record.